CUGGCAUAUUCGUAUAUAUAAACUGCACCUUUACGAUGAUUGUUUACUGCACAACCCCCGACCAAGAAUUCUGCUGCUUCGAAUCCGACAGAUAUGGCACAAGAACACACCAACCUUUCCCUAGGUGACAACAGCGAACUGAUCAACGCCUUCAGGUUAGGCCUCUCACUCACCGACAGCACAGGCCUGGGAUGCGAAGACGUGUGGGAGAUAGACCACGAGAAUGCCAAGACCCAAAUAUCCGAGUAUUUGCAAUACCUAACAGAUAGUUUCUGUCUGGCGCUUGAUUCCAAGGUCUUGGGAGAGGGUGAGCGGCUGAUCCGAACUCGAAUGGAUAUUAUCUUCUUCGUGCUGCUGGCCACGGUGAAGAUGAAUAUACAGAGCAGUGGAAGUCAUGGUACUGGUACCUAUGAUGCCAGCGUAGCUCCCUGUUGGGUGAGUCCAUAUGAUCUCACGAUUGGACAGAUAGAUGGAGAAAUGGAUCAUGUCACGAAAGAAUCUCCUCAGACGACCACCCGCGUGGAUUAUCUUCUUCGGUAUGGACCGGAUAUUGGGUUGCACACUAAUCUGGUUGUGCUCAGAAUGAGCACCAGCAAGCCUGACAGGGGCUGGGGAGUCCUGGCAGUUCUGGCGUCUAUCCAUCGUAGGCAGAAGAAAGCCGGGAUCAAAGCGGAUGUAUAUGGCAUUUGUACUGAUAGCCAUAAUUGGAUUUUUCUCCAUGUUGACAACACUGGCAAGUACUCCAGAUUGUAUCUUGACUGGGCUGAAAGCCACCAGCAGAUUACCAAUCACCUCUGCCACAUUGUUGGCCAGGCGGUGACCCUGGCUAAAGAGGUCGGAGGAUUCGAAGAGCCUGUUUAG
Messenger RNA from Aspergillus ibericus CBS 121593, 861 nucleotides. RefSeq lists its product as uncharacterized. The coding region runs from base 94 to 861 and encodes 255 amino acids. NCBI's taxonomy places the organism in Eukaryota, Fungi, Ascomycota, Eurotiomycetes, Eurotiales, Aspergillaceae. The transcript has 4 exons. The record is from RefSeq and is a predicted model, not a curated record.